UUAAAGAUUAUUAGAAAUAUUACAAUAUUGAAUAUUCUACAUAUUAUGUAUUACAAAUUUAUCACAGCUACAUUUUAUUCUUGAACUAUUGUACUACACUAGAGAUAUUACUUUAAUUCCUACAGAAAAAUUCAAUUUUUUUAUAAAAUCUUCGUGACAGACAAGUCACUUUUCAUAAACAGUUACUGGAAAUUUGUAUAGGUACCCAAAAUACACAAAUGCAUACCUCUGAUUGAUAGUUUAAAAAAAACUAUUUCUAUAAUGCCGAAUUUGCCACCUUUUUUUAAUGGAAAGAUUAGCGGUGUAUUAACUUUGUUUGUAUUAGAUAUAUCAUGGUAUAAUAGUAGUGUAAAAAGUACCUAUGUACAAUUCGAAUGGACUGGAUGUCAAGAAAAACAAAAACUUUUAACAUCUAAAUAUUCUAAGAUAACUUAUGAUAUUCGAACUAGCUACAAAUCAUUUUUGCACUACCUUUUAACGUGUACAUUAAGAUGUUCAAUUAAAAAUUAUGAAAAUAAAACAUUAGCUCAUGCGACUAUGAAAAACUUAUUAAUAGAUCAAAAUAACCAGCUGAUAAAAACUUUACCGCUAAUAAAUAAUGAGGAAAUAGUUGGUACUUUAAAAUUAUGUUUUAAUGUACAAACAUUCAAUGACACGUCAUUUGACAAUGACAUAAAAUUUUUAAAACAAUUUGGAAUUCAGGAUGAAGUAUUAAAAACUAAAAAUGACGAAGAGUUUUAUUAUCCUGAAAUAUUUGAACAUAGAAAAAAUGUAAGAGUAAAACCCACUAGUUCUUUAUCAUUAAGAUCUAAUAAAAGCAAAGAAGAACUAACUAGUGAUUAUUUAAUGGGCAAAAAUAUGGAUCCUGAUGAAGAAGAAGAGGCUUUUAAUACAUUAAGAGUAAUGCCAAAUAAUUCUGCUGAAAGUAUAGUUAGUGCAGCCGAAAAAAUUGGUAUUUAUUCACCACCUCAGUCCCCAUUAAACAUUCAAGGCUCUACCAAAAUUAUGACAGUCAAAAACCCUGGCAUAAAAAAUAUGAAGAAAUCUUGUGAAAAAUCCAACAAAAGUGAAUUAAAAACAAGCUUCUCUAAACAAUUACAUAAAGCACCUAUGCCAAAAGACGAUAUGUAUUUACAUUUAUCAAUCCUAUCAAUUAAUGUUUAUCGCACAGUUAAGUCCCUUCAAAACUGUACUAAUUGCACAUACAUUGUACAGUGCCUUAAAGAUCAAGAACCAUAUAAACUAUUGAGGUUCAUGACAAAACAAGUAGACAAUAAUGUUGUAAAAUUCAAAAGUGUCACUCAAUCAUCACGUUUAGAAGGCAGUACAGUUAAAGGUGUCACUAUUAAAGUUUAUGUGCGACUUCUUAGUGAACGCUGUCCUAUAGUUCUGGGUGAAACAAAACAAAUGUUAGAUUGGACUGAAUUUUCAACUACUUUCAAUGUUCCGAGAUUUAUUAAAGUUCCUAUAUGGAAUAAUGAUAAAAUUACUGGACACGUGUCUUUGUCAUAUGAAUUUUCUAAAACACCUACAAUCCAAAAAUAUGAAAAUAAUUUUUCUGAAAAUCAAAAAAAUAUAAUUGACAAUAUAGAUCAUAAAACCCAACAAAAUAAAUUUAUUGAAACAUCUAAUCCAGUUGAGACUUUAAAUAAAAAAAAUGUAGAAGAUUAUAAAGAUACCAUUUUAUAUCAGACAAAAGACCAAAUGUUUAUGUAUAAUAGACUAUACCCUGAAAGUAUUGAGAAUAAUUUUGAAAAUAAAUUACCGUUAAAUGAAUUUCCAAAAAUAGAAUCAACUAAGGCAACAAAAGAAAAAGAAAUUCAAACUAACUUAGAAGUUCGUCAAUUUAGCAAAUCUGUGCAAACUCAAAUAAAAUCUUUUAAUGUUGCUAUACAAGUAAGUAGUGAUGAAUUAGAAGAUCCAAAGGAAAAAUUAGAUUAUUGUGAUGUACAUAACAUAUUUCGUUGUACUCAUGAAUUUACAUUUAAUAUUGAAAAAAAAUGUGAUUCCAAAUUCAACUAUGUAACAUAUCAAUUUCCAGAAUGUGUUACUAAUAACAUUGGAAAAGUGAUCUCCUGUUGUCGAACAUUCAGAACUUAUGGUAACACUAAUAUUCUACAUUUAAUUAUACUACCUACAACAAUUCCUUUAGAAACUUAUUUUUAUAAUAAUUAUAAAAAAGCAGCUAUUGUAUUAAAUCUUUAUAAAAAUAAUGACGAUUCUCCGGAAAAGGUGUCACUUCUAUUAUCUCAUUUAAUUGAUAUGGCAAAUAAGUUUAAAACUUCACAUAUUGCCAAAAAUUUAAUUUUAAACAAUAAUUUAUCAAUACCUGAAUUAUCUAAUAAUAACGUUAACGUACAAAUACAUUACAAAAGAGUAUACCACUCAUUUCCAUCUCCUCAACCAAAACUUAAACACUCACGUGUUUCAUCUUACAAGCCAUUACAAAAAAAUUCAAAAAUUAUUGUUGACUUGACUGAAUCAGAUUCUGAAGAUACUAUUAAUAAAACAUAUACAUUAUUAAAACACAAUGAUGGAUUUAUUGAUUUGACUGUAGAAAGCAGUACACAAACAGAUGCAGUACCUGUUAAAAUUUCACACGAUUGCAUAACUCAGACAGAAAAUAAUUUGAACCCAGAAUGUAUAAUUAUUGAUGAUGACAGUAUUUCAAUUGAAAAUAAAACAGAAAAUGUAAUGGGUACAGAUCAAAUUACUAUUAUUAAAAAUCAACCAAAUCAUACAAAUACAAAAAUUACACAAAACACAUCAAUUAUUGACCAUAGUGAUAUUUUUAAAGCUAAAGUAACUAUUAUUGAAGGAUAUAAUUUACCAAAAGUUAAACUAAAUGGUGAUACCAAACCUUCGGCUCCUACUACAUAUGUAAUCAUGGAAGAUUACAGAGAAAAUAAUUUAUCAACGUCAUCUGUUGUACAACAAAUAAACCCCAAAUGGAACAGUGAAUGGACUGUGGUUAUACCUAGGAAUAACUUAAUAGAAAGAAAAUGGCUAAUAUUAGGAUUGUGGUGUAAGAAGUAUAUAAAUGAAUAUGCAGGACAUGAUCCAAAACAAGACAUGAGACUUGGAUUUAUUUUAAUAGAUUUAUCUACACUUGAUAAUAAUCUCAAUAAGUCUUGUGGGUUGUAUGAUGUCAUAAGUGAAACUGAAGAAUACCGUGGAAAAAUUAAAGUUGCAAUAGAUCAAUUUAACAGUAUCGAUCCUUGUGUAAAUAAUAAUUUUAUACCUCAACUAAUUAAUGAAAAUAGUAUUACUCAAACAAAAAACAAUAGUAUAAGUCAAAAAUCAAAUGACGGUCUCAUAAAUGAAAUGCUCAAAAAAAUGCAAAUUGAAGAUAAUUUUCUUGUCGAAACAAGAAAUCUCAGUAAUUCUGUUGCAGUUGUAGAUGAAAAUUGUGAUAAAUGCAUAGAUCUUACUGAGAAUUCUCUCGAAAAGUUCAAUAAAGAUCUUUUUAAGAAUACAGCUACUGAAUCCAAUUCAAAUGGUUUUUAUAAUAACAAUAAUGUAUUUGACAAUAUGGGAACUAUAAGUUCUGUUACAUCUUGGACAAGUUCUUCAGAUGAUAUAUUAUGUUCAAAUAAUUCUCAGAUCGUGAACAAUAUUCUAAAUAACAAAACUAAAAUGAAUCGAAUAAAACAAAUUAUUCGAGGUUAA
Melanaphis sacchari is the source of this 3669-nucleotide messenger RNA. RefSeq lists its product as uncharacterized. The transcript is spliced from 14 exons. NCBI's taxonomy places the organism in Eukaryota, Metazoa, Arthropoda, Insecta, Hemiptera, Aphididae. The coding region runs from base 262 to 3669 and encodes 1135 amino acids. Gene Ontology annotation, cellular component: centriole; centriolar satellite. The record is from RefSeq and is a predicted model, not a curated record. Gene Ontology annotation, biological process: cilium assembly; centriole elongation.